This is a messenger RNA of Cucurbita moschata (crookneck pumpkin), 2060 nucleotides long. Its product is annotated as poly(A) polymerase I. Bases 120 to 1739 code for a protein of 539 amino acids. NCBI's taxonomy places the organism in Eukaryota, Viridiplantae, Streptophyta, Magnoliopsida, Cucurbitales, Cucurbitaceae. Gene Ontology annotation, biological process: RNA processing. The record is from RefSeq and is a predicted model, not a curated record. The transcript is spliced from 14 exons. Gene Ontology annotation, molecular function: RNA binding; nucleotidyltransferase activity.
UAAAAUCGAGCCCUGUUUCUAUCCUCUCCCGUUAAAACCUCUCAACUCUCCCUGCCAGAGCUUUCUUCUUGCCGUUCGAGGCGUCUCAAAUGACUUAGCCGGGCUUUGCUUGUUCAUCCAUGGCUAUGGCAUUUCCUGCCCCAGGACUUGCUUGGAGGAUUCACUACACUCGCUCUCCGCUGCUCUUUUGCAUUCGCAAGGCGCGAAUUCAAAGCUCUGUAGUCAUUGGGUCUACUACUGAAUCAGCUAUUCUCUGCAAGGAGGAAGAUAAAGAUUGUAUUUCAUUUGCUUUGCGUAGGAAAGAAAUAGAGCGGGCUGAUAGCUCAAUACCUCAAUGGAAGACAUUGAGUUCUAAGGAUCUUGGGAUUGAUACAUCAAUGAUUUCAAAGCCCACGCGAGUGGUUUUAAAUGGACUGAGGAAACAAGGGUAUGAGGUCUAUCUUGUUGGUGGGUGUGUUCGGGAUCUUAUCCUAAGGAGAAUUCCUAAAGACUUUGAUAUCAUAACUUCAGCUGAACUAAAAGAGGUACGGAAAAUUUUUACUCGAUGCCUAGUUGUUGGAAAACGGUUUCCAAUUUGCCAUGUAUAUGUGCAUGACACUCUUAUAGAGGUUUCGAGCUUUAGCACCUCUGGAAGAAGGAAUGGUUUUAAUCAUUACAUUAACAAACCUUCCAACUUAAAGGAGCCUGAUUAUAUUCGCUGGAAGAAUUGCUCUCAGCGGGACUUUACCAUUAACAGUUUGAUGUAUGAUCCAUACAAAAAGGUUGUAUAUGAUUAUUUGGGGGCAAUGGAGGAUAUAAGAAAAUCCAAGGUGCGAACUAUAAAACCCGCAAAUCUUUCUUUCACUGAGGACUGUGCUCGAAUUUUACGUGCGGUGAGAAUUGCAGCCCGAUUAGGGUUUCGUUUUACCAGAGAUAUAGCACUUUCCAUAAAAGAGUUAUCUUGCUCCGUGUUAAAACUUGACAAGGGGAGAAUACUUAUGGAAAUGAAUUAUAUGCUAGCAUUUGGGUCUGCAGAGGCUUCUUUGAGAUUAUUGUGGAGAUUUGGACUUCUCGAGAUACUUCUUCCCAUCCAAGCAUCAUAUUUUGUUUCCCAAGGAUUCAGGAGGCGUGAUGCAAGCUCAAAUAUGCUUCUGGUUUUACUUUCCAACCUUGAUAAAUUUGUGGCACCCAAUCAACCAUGUCAUAGCAGCUUAUGGAUUGCUCUCUUAGCAUUUCACAAAGCUCUGGUUGACCAGCCUCAAGAUCCAUUGGUUGUUGCUGCGUUUAGCCUUGCUGUCCAUAGUGAUGGAUCCUUGUAUGAAGCAAUUGAAAUAGCCCAAAGUAUCUCGCAGCCACACGCAUCAUUCCCUGAAAUAAUAGAAAGUAACCAUAAAGAAUCAAAUUAUGCACUGAUGGACCAGGUCGUUGAUCUUGCUGUUUCAGUGAAUGCCGUGUUGUGGAAGAUGACUGAUCACCAGUAUGUUUCGCAAGCCAUGAUCAACUAUCCUCAAGCUCCUUGGUCAGAUCUGGUUUUUAUUCCACAAGCUUUGUCAAUGAGGGUAUGUAAAAUUUUUGAAUGUGUUAGAAGGGGCAAGGAAAGGCGACCGAUUCCAAAAAGAAGUAGAACAAUUAACCACGAUUCCUUGGCUUUGGGCAACUUAUCGGAGGUUCGACAUGUUUUUGCUAGGAUUGUUUUCGAGACGGUUUACCCUCGAAACCAAAAUAGACAGAUUAAUAAUGUCAAAUCAACCGAGGGGUGAACAGGUUACGCUCAUAUCUGAAUCUUUGUUUGUGCAAUAUGGCAACACGAAGAGAUGACCGAUAUUAAGUUUAUCGGUAAGCACAUAACUUGUCGAUUCGGAUGGCCGAUUUUGAUCUUCUAGGCAUAAAAAUACAGCAGCAGAUGCAAAGGCUGUUGAAGUUUGGGAAUGUGCACGGAGGGGAAGUGGAUUGAAUUGGGAGUUUAUUUGAUCAGAAUCAUCUUCCCACUUGAGUUUCUGUAAAUUCAUUACAAUAAUACAUUGCAGAAACUCAGUAGCAUAAAAUUUGAGUUUUAGUUCAGUAAUUUUCAUGGUUCUAAA